Molecule: messenger RNA, 2844 nt
Organism: Penicillium canariense
Lineage: Eukaryota; Fungi; Ascomycota; Eurotiomycetes; Eurotiales; Aspergillaceae
Product: mediator of RNA polymerase II transcription subunit 16
Exons: 10
Coding region: 1-2844 (947 amino acids)
Biological process (GO): positive regulation of DNA-templated transcription
Cellular component (GO): mediator complex
Source: RefSeq, a predicted model, not a curated record
AUGCCAUUGAUCAUGGAGGAAGGUAUCAAUGUCGACGACCUCUUUGGUGAGGCCCAUUCGUUGGAUCUGGGGUUAACGCCGGCACCCGCCCCGCCCACCAAAGGGCUGGCCCAAUGCCUCGAUGAGAUGCGCCUGCUGGGCUGUCGCCAGAAGGUGGCCUGGUCCCGGCUGGGAGGCAUUGCCUAUAUCCCCUCGGAUGGAGUCCGAGUAUGUGUGCGGAACCUUCAAUGCCGUUCCUCAGAUGGCAAAUGGGUGUUAAGUGACGAAUUCCCGCUGGGACCUGUCACCGAAGCCCAUAAUGGCAACCUACUGCUCCAUCUGUCCUGGAAUGAUGCUGGAUCGGAGCUAGCCGUGGUUGACUGCCUCGGACGGAUCUCCAUAUAUUCGGUCUUCAUGGCCCUCGAUAAUAUUACAGGGCUGCGCCAGGCGACCUACGACUCAAGUGAUGAUAGUAACCAGAUUGUGGGCCUGAUGUGGCUCAAUCCUGGUCGUCAGGUUCAUGCUUUCCAGCAAGCAGCCAAAGUGAAUAAUAGAUGGGCCCAUUCACCAUUUCGUUGGCGCCCGACUCACCCUUCCCAUCCUGCAGGGAAAAGCUCGUUGAUCUCUGUCACGCGAGCAGGCCAAAUCAAGCUUAUCUACCAGAAUAUGGAUGGCAGGUGGGCAGAACUACCUGCAGAGUUGAAGAACACCGGCUAUUCAGAUCGGUUAUUGACACAUGCGGCUAUGGUCGCCACCCAAGGAACCAUCCUGCUUGCCACUUAUUCGGUAUGCCAGAAGGUCUGUCUAUAUCGUGUGGAGAUUAGCUGGAAUCCCAACAAGUGGGACCCGGCCGCGAUCAGAACCCCCAGUAAAUGGCCUAUCCCCUCCCUCCGCCUCCUCCAUUACAAAAUCGAUAUGCCUAGCAGCAUCUUGAGCGUCAACCCUGGCUCGGGAGAGCAUACAAAUCAGCUAUUCACGUUCCCUAACUCUGUUUACUCGUUGACCCGGCUCGAGGUCAUACCGGGACAGGUUGAUAGCCCUUCGGGACCAACUACUAGUCCAUGGAUCCUGGCGGUCUUCUCCAAGCCUCUUCAUGCCACGCCAGAAUAUCCAGAUCAACAAGGCCCACUGAGUGUGAUUGUUCGGUGGCAACUCGAGUCUGCACAGCAGGCAUUCCACCCCAAGUUCGACGAAGUUGCAUCUAGGAAGAAUAAUGCACAGGCCAAGCCGAAAAUAGAGAUGCGCCGACUCGACGACAUACAUUUGGAUAAAUAUAUUAUCUCGGUGGAUCUGGUGGAGCAUGUUACUGCUCCAGCUCUUGCACUUACUCACGAUGAUAGUUCUGUCACCUUCUAUGAUACAAAGACAAUGGCAAUCUUCAAUGGGCUGGACGAUGCAAACACAGUGAAUUGCCUAGCGCAGGCAGGGUUCCAGUACCCAAUGGAUAUACCAGGACUUUCUAUCACGUUCUCUCCCAACUCCUGCGCUGCUGUGGCAUUGGAUAGCGAGGGCCAGCCUAGGUUGAGAUGGAUGGAGCACACCUUCGGAUCUACCGGUGGUCUCUACGAUGAGAGUAAAUUCUCUGCUGCAAUUGCGGGAUUAACUCUGGCGUUUAGCCGAGGGUCUGGUAGCGAUGCUAAUACCGACGACAUUCUGAUGAUGGUGUUGGGCCAGCUUUCUCCCGAAGCUCAAUCCACCUUCCUUGGUGAAGUGUACCGUGCAUUAUCGGUCAAUUGCAACUUCACGGUCGAACAGGAAAAGCUGUUGACCCAUGCAUAUAUUCCGCGGGCUUUAAGCUUACAAGCAAGCUUGGGCUUCAAGGGAAGAAUCAAGCCCCGCAGUCUCUCAUCAGCCGUGUCCUGGGCCAUUUUGCAGCUUCGCCAUUCCUCGGUGCUUUACGCAGCCUACUUCCAGAACGGCAAAAACAUGCCUGCUGAGGCCCACGAUUCAGGAAUCCUACAUGCGCUCUUAGGAAACACAAGAUGGGCACUGGAUUUCUCCCACUACAUUCUGAGCGAAAUAUUUGAUCUAGCCGACGACUUUGAAAGCGUCUUCGAUGACACAGAAGCUUUCACCCAAAAAUUGAAAACCACAACAUCCCUACCCCUUCUCAUCCUCCUUUCCAGCAUGUCCCGCGCCUUCAUGCGCUUCAUCUGCCGCGGUCUACGCGGCGUCCGCAAUGGCUUCGAACAAAUAAACCCGGCAAUGCUAGAGGCCGAAUCACGCUUCUACUACAUUGAGAUCUGCCAGGCACUUGAGACCUCGCCAGUCCGCGUCGACAUCUACGAGAAAUUCCUAGCUGGCGUCGACUCCGCUGUGAAGCAUGCCUACCAGGGCUCCGGUUUCGGGGACGCAGAGCGGCCAAGCCCAGAAAAAGAACUCCUUGUGAACGCGCGGAUCCCGCCCGUCCUCGUCUCAGCUGUAGAAACGCUCCUCAGCCAGACCGUGCCCUCGAUCAGAGCGGAGAUCAACCGCAAGGACAUUGUGCUGGGCGACUACAGCUGGCUCGGGUUCGGGAAUGACCCGCGCACGGUGAUGUACCGCAAGCGCCGUGACGUUGACAUCCUCAUGAAACUCCCGCUGCGGCCUAUGCCUUCGGGCCAAGAUGCUUCUGGCGCACAGGUGCAGCGGAGGCGCCGCUGUGUGCGCUGCUGCGAGGUCUCGGGAGAUGGAGGUCGGCCUAGGACGGGGCCGUGGACGAAGAUGAUGCAUAGGCUUAAUCUGCUGCGGACUUGCGCCUGCGGUGGCGCGUGGGUAUUGGACGCGUCUGAACCUGCUGCGGCUGCGGCUGGUCAGAGUGCUGGGGCCUUGGGGCAGGCCCAUGCGCCGGCGUCGAGAGCUGUGACUGUUCUAAGGUCUGGGUAG